UUGUGUGUGAUUAUUAUGCGUGGCGUUGGGGCGUUUUUGCAGUGCGCAACGUCACUCGAAAGCAACGCAGUGGUGAAACGGAACCUACUAGCUACCGAUCAGAAACCAUACACAGUCGAAUACUUUUGCCCCUUCUCCACGUUCCUCUGCGUGAUAAAACCUCACUACAAAGACGGGAACAGUGGUGUUCACUCACAGAUAUUUGAAGACAAAAGGAGAGAGGGAAACAUACAGAGGAUGUCUGGACAGAGAAAAGGAACUGCAGCACGUCUGCCAAAAUGUGCCUUUUGCAAAACAAAUCGGGACAAGGAGUGUGGACAGCUGCUGGUGUCAGACAACCAGAAGGUGGCAGCCCAUCACAAGUGCAUGCUUUUUUCCUCUGCCUUGGUCACAUCUCACUCGGACAGUGAGAACUUGGGUGGCUUUUCCAUCGAAGACGUCAAAAAGGAGAUAAAGAGAGGGAAUAAGCUGAUGUGCUCAUCCUGUCACAGACCUGGUGCCACCAUUGGCUGUGAUGUGAAGACCUGUCGGCGAACAUAUCACUAUUACUGCGCUUUGUGGGACAAGGCUCAGAUCAAAGAGAACACCUCACAAGGCAUCUACCUGGUUUACUGUCGAAAACACAAGGAUGCGUCCCAAGACGACAGUGACGAUGAACAGAGUGGUGUUGCCAACGACUCAGACUCCUCCCCUCCUCGGGGUAGGGGCCGUGGGAGGUUUGAGAAGGGGCGGAACAAAGCUGGAUCUCGUGGACAAUCUGAGGACACCCGCUCCACCUCUUCACAGGGGGUAGAUGACGAGAGCUCAUCACAUCGGGACAGGUCCCCCCUGAGGGUUGGUCCUGGUGACAGCGGCCUCCGUUGUGGCUUCUGUCACGCUGGCGAGGAGGAAAACGAAACACGGGGCGUACUCCAUGCUGACAACGCUAAAAAGGUUGCUGCACACUACAAAUGCAUGCUUUUCUCAUCGGGAACAGUCCAACUCACCACCACCUCACGGGCUGAGUUUGGGAACUUUGACAUCAAGACGGUCAUCCAGGAAAUAAAAAGAGGGAAAAGAAUGAAAUGCACCCUCUGUACCCAGUUGGGUGCCACUAUCGGGUGUGAGAUCAAGGCUUGUGUGAAGACCUACCACUACCAUUGUGGUGUACAGGACAAGGCCAAGUACAUAGAGAACAUGGCUCGUGGAAUCUACAAGCUGUACUGUAAGAACCACAGUGGAAAUGAGGAGAGAGAUGAGGAGGACGAGGAGAGGGAGAGUCGCAGUAGAGAGAGGGCAGCUGUCGACCAUGGUGGGACAUUGCCUUCACCUCAAAUCAAUGGCAAUUAGAUCAUGGUUACGGAUAAUAAGAGGAUAAGGAGAAUUCAAAGAUGGAGAUAAGAUAUUUUUUAUAGCUCAAACAUUUCUCAAGUCCCAAUCAGACUUUUCAGUUGCCUCUACCCAGCUUCCUCCCACAGACACACACCACUGCAGGUUGUCAUAUCAGUACCUGCCUUAAAUUACCACAUUUUAUGAAUGAGCUACAUUAUGGACUCAAGCGUGACUGUGGUAUACUGCUGUGAGCAAAGCACUGCAGUAUGGUGAAAAUAAGGCAUGACUAGAAAAUGUGGCCAGUGGUUAUACUUUAAUAAUACUUGUUUUUGUACUCCUGUAAUGAGUACUGACUGGGAUCUAUUAACUAUUCCACCCAUCGGUUCUAGAGUCAAGUCUCCUUGUUCUAUACAAAAUUCAUCUUCUUUUAGUCCCUGAAGGUUUCAUCUACUUGUUUCUUCUUCCUCUUCGAAAUUGUUUUUUGUAUUUUUUUAUUCUGUAAUCUUUUUUUUUCUCUCAAGAAAUUUCUUUUUACAUUAGUCAUUUUCUCUUAUGGAAUGUGUUUUAUGUUACUUCUGUAUUAUAAUCAUGAAUAAUGUUCAAUAUUCAAGACUGUCAAUCAGUCAAGAAAGAUUAAAGGUCCUUUGCUAUA
This is a messenger RNA of Osmerus eperlanus (European smelt), 1963 nucleotides long. RefSeq names its product PHD finger protein 6 (gene phf6). Gene Ontology annotation, cellular component: nucleus. The record is from RefSeq and is a predicted model, not a curated record. NCBI's taxonomy places the organism in Eukaryota, Metazoa, Chordata, Actinopteri, Osmeriformes, Osmeridae. The transcript has 11 exons. Bases 16 to 1329 code for a protein of 437 amino acids.